This is a messenger RNA of Capronia coronata CBS 617.96, 498 nucleotides long. RefSeq lists its product as uncharacterized. NCBI's taxonomy places the organism in Eukaryota, Fungi, Ascomycota, Eurotiomycetes, Chaetothyriales, Herpotrichiellaceae. The transcript has a single exon. Bases 1 to 498 code for a protein of 165 amino acids. The record is from RefSeq and is a predicted model, not a curated record.
AUGAGUCCUCCAACCGUGAAGACCGACAAUGACAAUGACAAUGACAAUGACAAACCACUCAUCUCACCCUUGAUCAUCAGUCCGGAGUCAAUAGCCAAGCAAGAGCCCGAGUCCUUCCCCGAAGUUGACCUUGACCUUGAAGUUGAACCAAGCCUAGGUCUGGGCGUCGACGGCGGCCGCGGCCAAGUCACCUGGAAAACACUCAUCUCGGCGCCGCAGACCAGGACCGACUCCCUCACGGCCGGGAUCGCGACGUGUCCACCGAGAACAGGCCAUCUGUGCCCCCAUCGCCACCGACAGGCAGAGAUCUACCAUGUCACCCAAGGGCACGGCGUCGUCGAGAUCGACGGCGUCGAGUCGGCCGUGCAGGCCGGGACGGUGGUGUAUAUUCCCGGCAACGCGAAACAUGGGAUCCGCAACACCGACCCUGAGCGGGAGUUGACGUGGUUUUAUGUCUUUGCUGCGGAUGGGUUUGGGGAGAUUCAGUAUCGGUUUUAG